AUGAAAGAAAAAAUCCAAAAGGUGAAGGGAAUCCCUAUAGCCAAACAAACCCUAGUUUUCAAUGGAAAUGUUUUGAAGAACGAACUCAACAUCCACUACUCAGAUAUCCUCGACCAGUCCUACAUUCAGCUGCUCGUUGCUGGAGAACUUUCCGGAACAAAGAUCCAACUCCUCGUCAAAAUGCAGGCAUCAAAACUCGGAGUGGCGCUCGAAAUGGACGUUAAAGAAACAAUCCGAACACUAAAGGAGAAAAUCCAAGAUAUAGAAGGGAUCCCCGUUAAAAAAAUUGAAAUCGAUGUGAGUUUUCGAUCAUCUUCGACAACAACAGCUUUAUCUGGAUCAUCAGGGAAUAUGGGCAGUGGAUCAAGAAAACUGAGGAUUAUUGUUGUGACAAAAUGUGGGACUAAAAGGAUUCCAAUUCAUGUAAAUGCUUGGGAUAUUGUUGGGGAUGUGAAGAAGAAGCUACACAAAUUGAAUGAAAAGUUGCAGUUGGAUCUUCCACAAGAAGGCUAUUUUUUCAUUUACAAACAAAAUGUGAUGGAUGAUGAUCGUUCUUUUAGGUGGCACCAUGUUGGCCAAGGUGAUACCAUUGAGAUCUUCAAUGGGAGUCUUUCUGGCUGA
Fraxinus pennsylvanica is the source of this 621-nucleotide messenger RNA. NCBI's taxonomy places the organism in Eukaryota, Viridiplantae, Streptophyta, Magnoliopsida, Lamiales, Oleaceae. The record is from the annotation of a GenBank genome assembly.